GCUAUAGACCUGUUUAUUUUUCAAACUCUCUUUCUCUCAUCUAAUUCUUCCAGCAGUAUCUCUCACACUGGCUCUACCACAAAGACUUUCAGGAAGGCGAUAGUCCGGGCAGUUUCAUUUUAGGUUAUCAGAAGUUUAAAGAUUUAGAGUUUUCGGUUUUAUUUCUUUUCUGAUGCUUAUCUCUAACGCGCCAUCUGCAGAGUCUGUGAAAAGGAAGCCUUCCAUGUCAUCCUAUUCCAUCCCGCCUUUUCCACUCACCCGCCGGGCACUCUAAGGUUUUGCCGCGAAACUUCAACAGACUUGAGCGAGCCCGCACCAGUGCCAGCAGUACCAUAGCGUCGCGGCUGCACCGAGGGAAGUGUUUGUGCUCCAAGUCUGUCUACACAAUACCAUAUAGAAUCUUAAGAAACAUCAUGGCAGAAAGUAAUCAAGCCUUCAUAUUUAAAAUCCUUCAACACCUGUCAAACGACGAAAUGAAAACAUUUCUGAUACUGAACAAAGAAGAUAUAAGCAGGUGUAAACUAGAGAAUAUUAAUGCGGUUGAUGCAACAAAAUUAAUAAUGGCUUAUUCUGAGACGCCUCUAGAAUGUCUUAAGGAUUUCCUGGAGGAAAUUCCCAGAAAAGAUCUUGUUAUAAAGAUCAAUGAUAAAAUUGAAGCUGACAUACAGAAUAAAGGUGAAGCUCAAGAUAAUGUGACGUCUGAAGUAAUAAAUUCCUGUCCAGGAAGUAGUAACCAUCCAACAUAUACUGGUAAAUACACACUUUUUGAUCUGGAAGACUAUGCAACAAAGAAUCAAGACCAACUAAUAAUGCACCUAGAAGACAUCCUGGAACCUGAUGAAUUUAAUGAACUGAAAAAACAGCUGAUGUGUAGUGUGCUGAAUACGUUUUUUUCGUUUACUGCUCAGAAAUAUUACGAAUUGUAUAUAAAUGGUGAAGUGAAAGAUUUUCUUGAAACUACUGCUGAUAAACCAAAAAAAAUACCUAUGAAACUUCUUAACAUUCUGUUCUCUAAGAAAAAAAAAAACCGUAAAAGAAAGGUCCAGGAACAAAUGCAGAGAGAAAGCAAUAUUAAUUUGAAAAAGAAGCGAUUUGUUAAUAUUGAUGAUGAUGAUGACAGUGUGCCAGAUAAAGUUAUAUUUGGAAUUGAAAAUGAAAAAAAAAUCCCGAUUCCUCCAAAUCAACAUAAACCUGGUAAUGAAGAUAGUAAUGUGAUAGAAGAACAUGGGUUGGGUAAAGAUUCAAGAAUGGCCACUGAGAACAGUAUGAAAAAAAUAUCCUGAUUCCUCCAAAUCAACAUAAACUGGUAAUGAAGAUAGUAAUGUGAUAGAAGAACAUGGAUUGGGUGAAGAUUCAAGAAUGGCCACUGAGAACAGGUAUGAAAAAAAUGAAAAUGAAAAAAAAAUCCCGAUUCCUCCAAAUCAACAUAAACCUGGUAAUGAAGAUAGUAAUGUGAUAGAAGAACAUGGGUUGGGUGAAGAUUCAAGAAUGGCCACUGAGAACAGGUAUGAAAAAAAUGAAAAUGAAAAAAAAAUCCCGAUUCCUCCAAAUCAACAUAAACCUGGUAAUGAAGAUAGUAAUGUGAUAGAAGAACAUGGAUUGGGUGAAGAUUCAAGAAUGGCCACUGAGAACAGGUAUGAAAAAAUGAAAAUGAAAAAAAAAUCCCGAUUCCUCCAAAUCAACAUAAACCUGGUAAUGAAGAUAGUAAUGUGAUAGAAGAACAUGGGAUGGGUGAAGAUUCAAGAAUGGCCACUGAGAACAGGUAUGAAAAAAAUGAAAAUGAAAAAAAAAUCCCGAUUCCUCCAAAUCAACAUAAACCUGGUAAUGAAGAUAGUAAUGUGAUAGAAGAACAUGGAUUGGGUGAAGAUUCAAGAAUGGCCACUGAGAACAGGUAUGAAAAAAAUGAAAAUGAAAAAAAAAUCCCGAUUCCUCCAAAUCAACAUAAACCUGGUAAUGAAGAUAAUAAUGUGAUAGAAGAACAUGGGUUGGGUGAAGAUUCAAGAAUGGCCACUGAGAACAGGUAUGAAAAAAUGAAAAUGAAAAAAAAAUCCCGAUUCCUCCAAAUCAACAUAAACCUGGUAAUGAAGAUAGUAAUGUGAUAGAAGAACAUGGGAUGGGUGAAGAUUCAAGAAUGGCCACUGAGAACAGGUAUGAAAAAAAUGAAAAUGAAAAAAAAAUCCCGAUUCCUCCAAAUCAACAUAAACCUGGUAAUGAAGAUAGUAAUGUGAUAGAAGAACAUGGAUUGGGUGAAGAUUCAAGAAUGGCCACUGAGAACAGGUAUGAAAAAAAUGAAAAUGAAAAAAAAAUCCCGAUUCCUCCAAAUCAACAUAAACCUGGUAAUGAAGAUAAUAAUGUGAUAGAAGAACAUGGGUUGGGUGAAGAUUCAAGAAUGGCCACUGAGAACAGGUAUGAAAAAAUGAAAAUGAAAAAAAAAUCCCGAUUCCUCCAAAUCAACAUAAACCUGGUAAUGAAGAUAAUAAUGUGAUAGAAGAACAUGGGAUGGGUGAAGAUUCAAGAAUGGCCACUGAGAACAGGUAUGAAAAAAAUGAAAAUGAAAAAAAAAUCCCGAUUCCUCCAUCAACAUAAACCUGGUAAUGAAGAUAGUAAUGUGAUAGAAGAACAUUGGCCAGAUGAAGAUUCAAGAAUGGCCAUUGAGAAGUGGUAUGAAGACCAAAUAAAAAAUAAGUACAGCGAAAGAAUAUCUUUAAAUUACAUUUGCAUUCAUGAGCACCAAGUAUAUGCCUGCUUCAAAGCUCAUGAUGUAUUACAGUUCAGAUUGCCAGAUGACACAGAUUAUCGUAUUCUAGCUAUUCUGCAGGAAAAAAGAGAUCUUACUAAUUCACGAAAACUGAAAAAGGAGGUGCGAUUUGCAUUGCAAUUUAACAUGGCUGUUCUAAAUGUUCAAUUUUCUGAAGUUAUCUCUUCUAAAGGAUUUAUUUGUAACAUACAAGCAGAUGAUUCCUUUGCUCAAUAUGAAACGUUUUUUAAAAAUACUGUGUUUAAAAUUGUGUUGCCUGUUCUAGCACUGUAUAAGCGGGUAAAGUUAAAUGCUUUCGAUAAUGCUGUAUAUCCUAAUAAAGAAAGCAAAUCUUCUUUCAGUGAGAAGUUGUAAGUGUAGCUUCAAUAUUCCACUGAAAAUGUCCAUUCAUUGCUUGAUUAAAUUGCAAAUGAUAAUUUGUGAUUGGAUGCUUGGCUGAGGGAGAAUUCAAGUUUCUUUGUUGUCUCCCAUCCAAUUUAAUUUAGUAAUAAAAUGACUGUUGGGAAGUAACAUGUUUAUAAACCAAUUUAAAAUUUGUUAAUAUUAGUUCUUAGCGAUUCAAAAUUUAUUUUUCAAUAUAUGUAAUGUAUACAUUUAUACAAUAAAUUGUAUACACAUUCUGAAAUAACAAGUUUUUCAUUUUACAAA
Molecule: messenger RNA, 3406 nt
Organism: Pantherophis guttatus
Lineage: Eukaryota; Metazoa; Chordata; Lepidosauria; Squamata; Colubridae
Biological process (GO): regulation of apoptotic process
Molecular function (GO): protein binding
Source: RefSeq, a predicted model, not a curated record